Messenger RNA from Oxyura jamaicensis (ruddy duck), 1717 nucleotides. Its product is annotated as protein shisa-8-like. Lineage: Eukaryota; Metazoa; Chordata; Aves; Anseriformes; Anatidae. Gene Ontology annotation, cellular component: postsynaptic density; postsynaptic membrane; AMPA glutamate receptor complex. The record is from RefSeq and is a predicted model, not a curated record. The transcript has 4 exons. Gene Ontology annotation, biological process: regulation of short-term neuronal synaptic plasticity; regulation of AMPA receptor activity. The coding region runs from base 532 to 1620 and encodes 362 amino acids.
UCCUCCCCCCCUCCUUUCCUUCUCCUCCUCCUCCCCUCCUUUCCCGGUGCCGCGGCUUUUUGCUGCUUUUCCGAUUUUUUUUUUAUUUUUAUUUUUUUUGCCUGUCUUCGCCCUCCCCUCUCUCCUCGCCGGAGCUCGGUGCCGGCAGCAAGGGGCAGAGGCGGGGAUGGGGUCGCCCGGAGCCCCCAGCCCGCCCGGCCGCCUCGCUCCGCAUCCCCGCCCCGGCCGGGGGCACCCGGGGGCUCUGCCCCGCCGCCAGCCUCGGCUCCUGCCCUGAACCCCCUUGGCCCGUUUUUUCGGGGGACGAGAAGCGGGGUCCGUCCCCUCGCACUUUGCUUCCCCUCCCCUUUUUCCUUUUUUUUUUUUUUUCCCCCCUUUUUUUCCUUCCCCCUCCCCAGCCCUCUCGUCUUCUCCUCGGGGGCAUCUCCGCAGCCAUGGGGCUGCUCCGGGGGGGCCCUCGCGGGGCGGGCGAGCGGCUGUAACCCCCGGGGGGGGGGACACACGGAGAAGGGCUCGGGCAGGGGGUGGGAGAUGGCCCCCCGGAGCCGCGGGCGGCUGGAGCGGAGCUACGUGGUGGGCAUCUGCUGCCUGGUGCUGCUGGAGCCCGGCCGGGCGUGGGGCGCUGAGCCCAGCCCGGGGGGGCCCGGGGAAAGAGGCAGCAACGGGAGCCAGGCACCGGCGGUGGAGGACGUGGCCCCCGCGCCCACCGAGCCCAGCCCGGGAGGGGACCGCUGCCGGGGCUACUACGACGUGAUGGGGCAGUGGGACCCGCCGUUCAACUGCAACGCCGGCAUCUACCAGUACUGCUGCGGGACCUGCGGGUACCGCUUCUGCUGCCAGUUCAAGCCCGGGCGGCUGGACCAGAGCGGCUGCUCCAACUACGACACCCCCAACUGGGUGAACACGGGCCAGCCCCCCGCACGGGUGGACGAGCCCCCCGAGGACCCCGCGCGGGACAGGACCAACAUGAUCGUCUACAUCAUCUGCGGCGUGGUGGCCGUCAUGGUGCUGGUGGGCAUCUUCACCAAGCUGGGCCUGGAGAAGGCGCAGGGCCCCCAGACGGAGAUGACCGUCUCCAGGACGCUCACCGACCUGCUGAAGCAGCCGGGCCACGGCCCCUCCGAGUACAUCGACGGCCUCAUGGGCAGCGUGCAGGUGCAGCUGGGCGAGGGGCUCACCCGGGGGUCCCCCAGGAGCAGCGCAGACAAGCUGCCCCUGAACAACGCGGUGGCCAGUGCCAGCGUCCCCCCGCUGGGGCGGCCCCACAGCCACGGCAAGCACCUGCCGCUGGCGGGCAGCCUGCCCCCCACGGCUCCCGGCUACAGCGCCUACGCCACGCUCACGGCUGGAGAGAGCAUCCCCGAGGAUUUCUACAGGCAUUUCGGGGGGCCGGAGGUGCCUCCCCCCAGCACCCUGCCCUUCCCACACGCCGAGGGGCCGGUGCUGCCCGAGGGCUGCCCCCCGCUGGGGGCCACGAAGACCAAGGGCCCCCCUAAGCCAUCGGGGGGCUGGGAGGGGGGCCCUCAGCGUGGCCCCCGCCGGCCGGGCCCCGCCACCCCGCUGUAUGGGCAGACCUCACGGCACCUCGCCACCAACAGCAAGACCGAGGUCACCGUCUGACAGCAGCCCGCGAGGAGGUGAUGAGUUGCAGCCGGUCUCAGCCCACCACGAGGACGGGCAAUGGACUUCACGCAGCGGCACGGUGCUGCCCACGGAC